Darwinula stevensoni is the source of this 817-nucleotide messenger RNA. Lineage: Eukaryota; Metazoa; Arthropoda; Ostracoda; Podocopida; Darwinulidae. The record is from the annotation of a GenBank genome assembly.
GUUCCUCACUACUCUGUCAAACACCUCCUUCUCACUCAGUUUAUCGACUGUGUUUGGGCGAGCAGAGUGAAGGAUGAAGACGGUGGCAGUGCUGGUGUUCCUUAGCUUCGGGGGUUUGGCUUCGGCUUCCCUCUUCCCCAAGUUCAUCAAACCCCGACCGAGAGAUCCAACCCAGUGCAAUGGAGCUGACUUGAAUGAGAUCGUGAACCAAUUCACGACCGAGAUCAUCCCAUUCGAGGAACUCAAGCGGCUGACCCUGGAGUGGUUCGAUACGGACCCCGAAAUGAGGAAACUCUAUGCCUGGGUCUCCAGCAUGGAAGUGAAGGAAGGUGUCUAUGAUGCCCUCCACGCCUUCCCGCCUUUCGUGAUAUUCCUGGAUAUCCUCCGUGACGGGAACAUAGACAUAGAUGCGUUCGACCAGGAACUGUUCGACAUUCUGGGUUGGAGUGAGGUCCAGAGGCAAAUGUUCGAUUAUCCCGAUUUCAACUACAUCAAUGACCUUUACAACGGGACCGUGGAGGUGGACUCAGAUAUCAUCCUUACGUGGCUCCUUAUGUGCAUCCAGUUUAAUACUCCCUUCAGGGAGCUCUUCGUCUACAUACAGAGCGAUGCUUUCUACGAGAUCGUCAGAUUCAUUUGGUUCAACGUGAUCAUCGAUGACCUCAUCAAAGAACUGGAGAACCAAGGAUUUGACGUGGAAGGCGACUUGGGUCUCGUCGCCGGGUUCCUGGGCUGGCCUUGGCCACCAACGUCAAUUAGAUCAUAAAAUGGGCUACUUUUGGAAAUAAAGUCAUGUCACGUUUAUAGACCGACGCCA